ACUAUGUUCUUAUUUACAUAAUUAAAGAUAAAGAUAACUUAUUAAACUGGGGGUGGGACCUGAAGAUAACAGAGAAGCAAUCAGGCAACUGCUUGUAGUUUUUCUGAUUUAUGCAUGACUUCUUCAAGAGAAGGAAACAAUUCCAGCCAAAAGCAAUAACGAUGAAUGAGAAAUCUCACCCUCAAAAUUCCAACGGUCUUCUCCACUUAUUCCCCAAAGGCAUCCGAUCCAUCAUCAUUUUUUUCUUCUAGAAAAAUUCAAGAAGCCUCCAUCACCCAGCCGAUCCAAGCCAUUUCUUUAUUCCUCCAACGAACCAAAACCCCCAUCUAAUCUCAUCUCGCAAAACCCUCUCCUUUAGCCUGGGCGAUUCCAAACCCUCUGGUAUCAACCAAGAACCUAUCCUUCCCUUCUCUCCUACACCUCCUCCCAUUCCUCCCUCCCUACUACAUACAUUCCCCCUCCCAUGGCGGCGGCUCCUGAGACCCCUUUCCAACUCCCCCGAGGAAUACAAUGGAUGCCACCCCGGAGAGGCUCCUCCUCCUCCACGGCGAUCUGGACCUCCACAUCCGCGAGGCCCGCGACCUCCCCAACAUGGACAUGUUCACCGAGCGCAUCCGCCGCUGCCUCGGCGCCUGCGGCCUCUCCCUCCCCACCCGCCGCCGCACCGAUCGCGAAGAAGAGUUCAGGACGGGCAAGAAGACGAGUCCCCACUUCCCCCUCCAACCCAAACCCAAGGCCAUCACCAGCGACCCCUACGUCAAAGUCAUCCUCGCCAGAGACACCCUCGCCCGCACCCGCGUGAUCCCCAACUCCCUGGAACCCCACUGGAACGAGCACUUCAAGCUAUUCCUCGCGCACCGCGCCGGCCACAUCGAGUUCGAGGUCAAGGACAGCGACGUCUUCGGCGCCCAGCUCAUCGGCACCGCCACCGUCCCCGCCGACCGCAUCGCCUCCGGCCAACUGAUCGACGAUUGGUUCCCGGUGAUCGCCCCCUCCGGGCGGCCGCCGAGGCCGGCUUCGGCACUCCGCGUCUCGAUGAGUUUCACGCCCGUGGAGAAGAAUCCGGCGUACCGGAACGGCAUCCCGGGGGAUCCCGAGAAGAGAGGGGUCCGGGACACGUACUUCCCCUUGAGGAAGGGAGGGAUGCUGACGCUUUACCAGGAUGCCCAUGUCCGGCAAGGGGACCUCCCGUACGACAUCGAAUUGGAGGGUGGGGCGGUGUUUCGGCAUAACAAGUGCUGGGAGGAUAUAUGCGAAGCGAUACUGGAGGCGCACCAUUUGAUUUACAUAGCGGGGUGGUCCAUCUACCACAAGGUGAAGCUGGUGAGGGAACGGUCGCUGAGGAUCCCGGCCAUGGCCGAGGCGCUCACAUUGGGGGAGCUGCUCAAGUACAAGUCGGAGGAGGGGGUUCGGGUGUGCUUGUUGGUGUGGGAUGAUAGGACUUCCCACGACAAGCUCUUCUUCAAGACGGGAGGGGUUAUGCAAACUCAUGAUGAAGAAACCCGAAAGUUUUUCAAGCAUUCGUCUGUCAUUUGUGUCCUGUCACCUCGUUAUGCUAGCCAUAAGCUUAGCAUGGUUAAGCAACAGGUCGUGGGAACCCUCUUUACUCACCAUCAAAAAUGUUUACUAGUUGAUACAGAGGCUUCUCGAACUACAAGAAAAAUUACUGCAUUCGUUGGAGGUCUUGAUCUUUGUGAUGGUCGCUAUGAUACACCAGAACAUAGACUUUUUCGUGAUCUCGACACUGUAUUUCUCAAUGAUUUUCAUAAUCCCACCAUUCCUGGACAAACUAAAGGCCCAAGACAACCAUGGCAUGAUCUACACUGCAAAAUCGAUGGGCCUGCUGCCUAUGAUGUCCUUGAGAAUUUUGAGCAGCGCUGGAAGAAAGCAUCAAGAUUUUGGGUGCUUGGACAGAAAUUUAAGGGAGUAACUCACUGGCAUGACGACGCCUUAAUAAAGAUAGAUCGUAUCUCAUGGAUACUUAGUCCUUCAUGUAGUGAUCCUUAUGGCGAUCCCAAUUUGUGGGUUUCUGAGGAAAAAGAUUCUGAAAACUGGCACAUUCAGAUUUUCCGAUCUAUUGACUCUGGAUCGGUGAAAGGGUUCCCCAGAUCUGUGCAUGAAGCUGAGGCUCAGAAUCUUGUUUGUGGAAAGAAUCUGGUAAUUGACAAGAGCAUCCACACAGCAUAUGUAAAGGCCAUCAGAUCUGCGCAACACUUCAUAUAUAUUGAGAAUCAGUAUUUUAUAGGUUCUUCUUAUGGUUGGCCAUCUUAUCAAAAUGCAGAGGCUGAUAAUCUGAUUCCGAUGGAGUUGGCACUGAAAAUUGUUAACAAAAUUAGUGUUGGAGAGCGGUUUGCUGUGUACAUUGUCAUACCAUUAUGGCCCGAAGGAGAUCCAAAAUCUCAAGCUGUGCAAGAGAUUCUCUUUUGGCAGAGUCAGACAAUAAAAAUGAUGUAUGGAAUUAUCGGAGGAAAGCUCAAAUCCAUGGGAAUUCAGAAUGUACAUCCGCAAGAUUACCUAAAUUUCUACUGUCUUGGAAACCGAGAACUGUUGCCAGAGGGUGCCAUUCAAUCAACAAAUCAACCUUUGGAAAAAACUGCAGUGGUCUUGUCCCAAAAGUACCAGAGAUUUAUGAUAUAUGUUCAUGCAAAGGGGAUGAUAGUCGAUGAUGAGUAUGUUAUUUUGGGGUCAGCUAAUAUUAAUCAAAGAUCUCUUGAUGGUUCAAGAGACACUGAGAUAGCAAUGGGUGCAUACCAACCCCAUUAUGCAUGGUCUGAGACAACAGGUUAUCCGCAUGGCCAGAUAUACGGAUACAGGAUGUCACUGUGGGCAGAGCAUCUUGGUAUGGUGGAUCCAUGCUUUAAGUUGCCCCACAGUUUGGAUUGUGUAAAAUUUGUGAAUGGAAUAGCUGUUCAGAACUGGGCAAAAUACACAGCGGAGGACCUAAUUCCACUGCAAGGACACCUAAUCAGGUACCCAAUUAUGGUCGAUGCUGAUGGUACGGUCACAACGCUGCCUGAGAAAGACAGCUUUCCUGAUGUUGGUGGUAAGAUAUUAGGCGAGCCUACUCCACUUCCUGACCAGUUAACCAUGUAAUAUCUCUAAUUCCAUUUAUUUGUUUAAGGGACAGCUAUAAUUAGCAGUUUGCACGAUUGGAAGUUUGGAACUAAUUAUCAUUGUAUUUCUCCUGUUACAUAAGUGUAUAUGUAUGUCUCUGUGUGUCUCAAGUGUUUUCUCUUUGUAUAUUGUGUAAAUUAGAGAUGAAAUUAUGAAGUGGGACCUGUAAAAUGGACUGCAAGUUAGCUCCCAUGGGAAACUUGCACUCAAUAAUAUUUGUAUAUUUCAUCAAGAAGCGCAGCAUUGAGAUUGAUUUCCGAUGAUGAUAUUAUUUUUCAGGUUGUAUGACUAAUGAUUCUUUUGGACUAUAUAGUGCUCAAUGCUGGUUGUUAGGAAAAGCAGACCGGCAAAACCUGGCCAUGGAAGGGAAUAUGCUGUUGCUAGCAGC
Phoenix dactylifera (date palm) is the source of this 3502-nucleotide messenger RNA. Its product is annotated as phospholipase D delta-like. Gene Ontology annotation, molecular function: D-type glycerophospholipase activity; calcium ion binding. Gene Ontology annotation, biological process: phosphatidylcholine metabolic process; phospholipid catabolic process. The record is from RefSeq and is a predicted model, not a curated record. NCBI's taxonomy places the organism in Eukaryota, Viridiplantae, Streptophyta, Magnoliopsida, Arecales, Arecaceae. Gene Ontology annotation, cellular component: plasma membrane.